AUGUAUAUAUCGUUCUAUAUUACUGAUUCCAAGAAUGGACUCAUAUUUCAAUAUUUACCCAGCGCUAGUGCUCCAACGUUCAGUAAUCUAUGGGUGAAAAUUAAAUCUGUGACAUCUGAUACAGAUCUAGCUCUUCGAAAUGAGAUCAAGAUAGGUAAAUAUUUGAAAGUGUCAAAAUAUCACUCCGAUAUAAACAAUUUGAAUUAUUGGUGUUUAAUAUCAGAUCAAAAAAACAAAGAUGGUAAUAUGGGGACCAAAAUAUCAAUUAUAGAUCCAUUUGUAUUUUUAGAGACCAUUGAUAACAUUUUGAUGGAAUAUUUCGAUAAAGAUACAUUAACGGUUAAGAAACUCACUAACAAUUAUGAUAGAUUAACAAUGAUUUUCAAUUAUAUAAUAGAUGAUGGUGAACCACACAUGGCAGGUAAUUUGUAUUCUAAUAGAAUUAAAGAUGUUAUUCCCUUGCAGAAUGAUCUAACUAAAUUUAUACAUUCUACUGCCAAAAAUUUAGGAAAUGUAGUGAGUAACAGUGCUGUUACUAAUGCUGCUAAAACUACUAGCGGAACUAGAGGUGUUCAAAAUGGAAGAAUGUUUAGUAAUUCAUCUACCCUUGGUAAUGAAGAAAUUGUGCCAUGGAGAAGUACACAUUUGGAACACCAUACCAAAGAAGAGAUUUACUUAGAUUUUGAAGAAACUGUUCAAUUAGUCUUUCAAAAAAGACAUAGACGUGACAAACGAAAUGGUAAAACAACAACAACAUUGGAUCGUGGGUAUAUAAAUAAUUCUUUAAAGACUUCUCGAAUGCAAUUGGUUCAUGGUAAUAUACAUGGUUCAAUUAAAGGUAAUAGUUUAUUGAAUGGUACACCUAUUGUUGAACUCAAUUUGAAUAAUAAUGGUUGUGAUUUAGGGAUACCUCGAUUUAAUAAUUGUGUUAAUUGUGAAGAUUAUAUUAUUGAUAAUGAGGAUAAGAAUCUACUUAAUACAAAAGUGAAAUUUAUUCCACCUGAUGGGAAAUUUAGUUUAAUGGAAUAUAAUAUUGGAUUAAAUUCGGGACAACAAGAUAAUAGUAAUCUAGGUUUAAUAAGUAUAAUUUUUGAAAACAACUUAGGUCGAAAUGAGGAUGAAUUUGAAAUCACUGUAAACAUUAGUGGCUCUUCAAAAGUUGAUAAGAUUAAGAAUUUAACAAUAGAUUUACAAUUCUUUGAGACACAAAGCCGUGAAAGGACACAAGGACCAAAAGAUUCUCAAGUAAAGAUUAAAAUAAUUCGUAAUACACAUGGAAGAUUUUCUCAUGAUAUUGAUUCCGUUAGAGGAGAUUGGAUAUUUGAUGUUAAUACACCUACAGGUACAAUUGCAGUUCUUAGAGGUUGUGUAGAGAAUAGUGGCAAUAAUCUACAGGCGGACAGAAAUGACAAUGAAGAUAUAGAUCAAGAACAAGAACAAGAACAAGAACAAACGAAUGAUAAACAUAAAAUGACUUUACAAACAGUAAAUGUUAAAUAUGAACAUGAAGGCCAAUCAGUAUCUGGUCUAAAAGUGAAUUCUAUUGAUGUUAUUAAACGAUCACAUUCUUCAUUACCAUCUAACAUUUUUAAGGGUGUUAAAUAUGUUAGUAAGAUGGUAGAUUAUGAAAUACGAGAAUAUUAA
Molecule: messenger RNA, 1644 nt
Organism: Maudiozyma saulgeensis
Lineage: Eukaryota; Fungi; Ascomycota; Saccharomycetes; Saccharomycetales; Saccharomycetaceae
Source: the annotation of a GenBank genome assembly